GCUUUACGCGCAGUUUGAUGGCGUCGCCGCGCGCUCCACUCUUCGUUCUCCGAUCAUCGCUUACGAUCUCACGGUUUAUGGACGGCGAGGACCACAUAUUAUGAUAGAACACUGUCGGGAUUGCUUCUACAACAUUUUCGCCAAAGUGUUCUGUGGAAACUGUAUCUCUGCUUGAGCUCCGAACCGAGCCUUGAGAGAUAAGAGAAGAAGUUUGCUGGAUACAGGUGCGAUCUCUCUCUAACUCCAGCUGAUGAUCACAUACACGGAUCUGGACUGCCGGAUUCCAGUAGAUCAUAUCAGAUCUAGCUCAAGAUGAAGUCUGCCGGAGCUGGUGAUGAAGGACUCUUCACUGAGAGCUACUGUAACAUCUGCAAUGCUCAGCUGAUCUCCGAGUCCCAGCGUGUGGCACACUAUGAGAGCAAGAAACAUGCCAACAAAGUGCGUCUGUUCUACAUGCUCCACCCAGAAGAUGGAGGACCACCAUCCAAAAGACUGAGACCAGACAAUCCGGACAGUGCAGAAAAUGAGGUGGACAGAAAUAAAUGCUGUACGCUCUGUAACAUGUUCUUCACAUCUGCCAUUGUGGCUCAGUCGCACUACCAGGGCAAAACACACGCUAAGAGAGUUCGCUUGGUGCUGGGGGAGUCGCCAAGUCUGCCCACACCCACAGAGUCGGCCCCGCCCACCCCUCAGACCACAGACCCUCCCCCUCCCUCGUGGCAGCCGCUGACCAAUCACGGAGAGGCGGGCAAGUACUGCUGUUUGUGUGGCGCCUGGUUCAACAACCCACUGAUGGCACAGCAACACUAUGAAGGCAAGAAGCACAAGAGAAAUGCAGCGAGGUCACGACUGCUAGAGCAGCUGGCUGGCAGUCUAGAUGCCAAUGAAAGUACAGGCCUGCGCCGGAGUUACUCAUGCAGCGUUUGCAAAGUGGUCCUGAACUCCAUCGAGCAGUAUCAUGCACAUCUCCAGGGCUCCAAACACCAAAACAAUUUGAAACAACAUCAGCAAUGAAGAACUGGAAAUACUGCAGCUGAAACAGAACACGAAGACCGUUUCAGGAAUUUACAGAACUGCACAAACUAAUUGUGAACUCAUAAGAAAAGAUGUCUCGUUUGGCCACAGGAAUUGUUCAUCUACAAUAUCCGAGGCUCCUCAAAUGUCAAGUGUUUUAUUUUUUUAUUCACAAUCAAAAGCUAAAAGAUUGAUCUACUUUGGGAAUAUCGUCCAUCCUUCCACGAGCAUAACGUAAUAGGAUGUCUAUGAUCAAUGAACUUCAGUGAUAUUCAUCAUGUAACAUGAGCGCACCAGCCUGAAUAGAGAUGCAACGGUCCUGCUACUUUUAUUUUUGCCUUUCAAACUCUUGUAUGCAGUGGCCUGUCAUUUCUCUGCUCUUUAAACGACUCAUCGCUGCUUUUGUCGUUCGCUUUGGCAUGCCUGUUAUACAGAAAGAGAUCAUCAAUCUUAUUCCAGUAAUUUUGUUGAGUACACGUCUCACAUGUGUGUGUGAAUGCUGCCAGUGAGGAAUCAAUUCAGCUGCCUUUGUGUGAGAUCUCUUUCAGCUAUGAUCGAAAUCAACGUUUCAGCACUAAUUCCAGCACUGUUCUCACAGACUAAACACACGUCCUGUUUAUUCACACCACGGUCAGUGUCGCAGAGGGCAGGACAUUCCUACAGAGCUGUGAUGCUGUUUAAACACUGAUGUCAAAUGGAAUAUGCCAUCAAUAUAAAGGAGUCCAGAUGCAAUGAGUUGGCAUUUUUCACUAUGACUCAAUCAAGGAUGAUUCACAUGGACGUAAAUGUGUGAACCAGGCUCUGAGCUUUAUCUAAAUCUAUGCCAAAAUGACUGCCUGUAAAACCAGAGCUCAGUGCCUGCUGUUUUAUGUAUGAAUGCUCUUUUUUUUCUUUUUCUUUUCUGUUGUGGCAUAAAAAAUAAAAAAGUGGUGUUUUUCUCGUUAUCUUAGACUAUAUGGUAGCUACUAAACUAAAACUAAAACAGACCUGGGGCCUCAUUUAUAAAUACAUGCACAGAAUAACUGCUUUUCCACCAUUGGGCCAAACCAUUCUCUUUGCUUUACCAUUCUGUUCUGUGCUGAUUCGCCCCAGCCAGUACCGAUAUGGUUUUAUUUUCCACUGUGGGGCUGAUAACGGAGCUCUUUGGAAUUUAAUACAAAUGCAUCAGUCGUUGCCUUUGUAAAGCUUACAGAUGAUAUGAUAUGUAAAUAGUGACCACGUUAUGGAAGAUGAUUGGAUAUUUCGCUCAAAUAGUGCGCUUCGCCAGUUACAAAAAGAUAAAAAAUAAAAAAACGAUAGCCAAGCAACAGACAAGUGACCAAACCUGAGUUGCGACGUAACUACACACAUUCUCCCAGAACAGUUAAACCUACUAGCCAACCAUACUGAGAAUUCUGGGCCGAGAACAAUUUGUAAUCGUGCCGUACCAGGCUCAAGUGGAAAUAAAACUGGAACUGUUCCGUACUGUUGUUAGAACUGUUCGGCCCAAUGGUGGAAAAGCGGCUAAUCACCCUGAACGUGAGCAAACAAUCAUUUCCAAAAUGUUCCUAAAAAAAGUCAUUUAAAAAAAAAAGAAAAAAAUCCCAAAUCCAUCCUGCUUCAUUUUGUAUCCUACAGGAUGCCCACAAAUAUCCUUGUAUGGUGGAACAAUUUUGGAUUUAUUCAUUGACCAUGUUUACAUGCACCUCUUAAUCUUAUUCAAAAUCAUUAUCAUAAAAUUCCAGGUCUUUUUUUAAUAUUUUGUUAUAGUGGUUUUAAAAAUAAGACACUGACAAUUACAUUAUUAGCAUUUGUGCAAAAAUGUAAUUGAUAUCAGAAUAUUCAUGUGAAUGUAAAUGUUGUCACUCAUUUGUUUAUUCAUUCAGAUGAAUAUUCCCACAUCAGUUUCUGCCUUUAUGAAUCCCAGUUUGUUCAUCACUUUUAACAUAGAAUCAAAUCCAUGAGAUUUUAUAUAGAUUUAAUAAAUGAGGCCUUGGUCAGAAUAGUGUGAUAUUUAUGCAAAUCUGAGUAUUACGGUAGCGACCAAGCCAGAUGUUUUAAAUGGUAUGGUUAAAUAAUGCAAAAAAAAAAAAAAAAUAAAUAAAAAACUUUUUUUUGUAAAUAAUCUAUACACAACAAUAUUGUUAUUACCCCUGAAUUGCUAGUCUAGGAUGAUUAUUGUGGAGUAUUUAUGUAACGGAGGCCAGCUAGUAAGAGCUGUAUAAGUAAGCCUGGCCUCAAGAGGUGCGCUAGCAACUGACACUACAGGCUGCAGUCUUCAGGGUCCUUGUUAGUGCGCCCGCCUCCCAUGCUGGAAGUGCCGGUUCGAAUCCCGCUCAGAGCUGUGCGAGUAGAACCGGAGGGGUUACAUCUACUUGAAGAGAUUUUUGUGUGCUGCUUUUUGAUCAAUAUGUGAUUGAACUGAAAUCCUGAAAACCCUUGGGCUUUUACAAAAUACCUGUUAACAGCCAUUGAAGACAUUGUAUUUAUGUCUAACCCCAAUGAUGUCUCUGUUGAAAGUUAUAGAGGAGUAACAUUUCAUUUACUGUGAGCUAGACUAUUAAAUGGCUGUUAUUUGAAUGCGAUGCCAGUAUUUUUGUCUUUGUUUCCAGUAAAAAUGUCUAAACAUUAAAUAUAUUUUGCAGUGCUGUUGGCUACAGUAUAAAAGGACUCAGGAUUACAGGACCUCUGUUGUAGGCAUUGUUUUGUGAAUAAUACCAGAAAGUUCAGGACAAAGCAUCAGGACAAAGGACACUACAGAUUAAUUUUCAUCUGAAGUACAAAGUGGCGGGAUCUUUGAGAACAAACUCAGGCUGUUAAGAUGUAUCAGUUUGUAUCAGUUCUUGUUUCACCUCAUCUCAGUCUUUAGCCUUUUUCUGAUCAUGUAAAUGCAAAUAUCAGUCUCACUGUCAAUGAAAUGGAAUGCAAUUUCAACUACAAAUGGAUUACAAAAUAUUUUAUGGUCAAUAUAUGCUGUGGGCUAGAAUGAUAUAUUUAUUAUGAAAAAAAAAAAAGACAUUAAAUACAAUGUAUGAAAGCAUAUAUAUGUAAAUUGAAAGAAUUGUGAAUUUCCUGUGAAAUGGUGAAAAAUGAAGUCUGUACUGUGCACAUUUGUAAAUACACUUGAUAAUGACUAUUUUCACUUUCAAACUAUAAA
Molecule: messenger RNA, 4150 nt
Organism: Ctenopharyngodon idella (grass carp)
Lineage: Eukaryota; Metazoa; Chordata; Actinopteri; Cypriniformes; Xenocyprididae
Product: zinc finger protein
Exons: 7
Coding region: 313-1014 (233 amino acids)
Molecular function (GO): nucleic acid binding; zinc ion binding
Source: RefSeq, a predicted model, not a curated record